AUGGCACGGAACUGGCCAAUUAUGAACCUCAAAAGCUGCUUAAUUAGUCUACUCUUUGGGAUUUCAUUGCUAGGUGGAGUCUACAGUCGGAUAGUGUCAGUUCCUGUUGGUCCAUUGAUACGAGUGGAGGGCCAGCCCAUUUCCAUUCGCUGUGACGUUACGGACUAUGGAGGACCGGACGAGCAGGACUUCGAGUGGGUGAUGACGCGAGCCCAAACUGACUCUCAGAUUAAGAUCAUCUCAACCUUCGAUAAUUCGUACUCACACGCCUCGCUCACGCGGAGAGUGGCGUCCGGAGAGAUCUCCAUGAACCGCCUCAAGGACAACGAGGUGGAGCUGAAGAUCUCCGACGUCAAACAGAUCGACUCCGGGUUCUACACCUGCCAAACGCCCAGCACCGACUCGGAGAUCAGGGGGAACUACGAGGCCAGGGUUCAGCUCAUCGUGAUCCCCAACACUCUGAAGGUGUCCCCGACAGCCCCGUCCCCGUUGGUCUCGGAGAGCGGCGACAUCGUCCUCUCAUGCAACGUGACGCGGGAGCUCACCCAGCCCACCUACCUGUCCGUCACCUGGUCCAUCCGCAAGUCCAAGACCCUGGAGACAGAGGAAAUCCUGUCGUUCGGGCCCCAGGGAGAGGUUACCACAGGGCCCAAGUACACGCGCCGCUAUUCUGACGGCAGCGUGCGCCUGGUCCCAGGGAGGAACGGCGUUUUUGAGCUGGUCAUCGCCAAAGUCACCACCUCUGACGACGGCACGUACGGGUGCACCGGGACGGAGUGGGCACACGAGAGCAGCGGCCAGUGGCUCCAGAUCGUGGAGAGCACCAAGGAGAUGGGGCCAGUCGCUGUGACGCCCAUCAUUAGUGACAAUUCGGACCAGUGA
Messenger RNA from Knipowitschia caucasica, 882 nucleotides. NCBI's taxonomy places the organism in Eukaryota, Metazoa, Chordata, Actinopteri, Gobiiformes, Gobiidae. The record is from the annotation of a GenBank genome assembly.